AUGCGUUCUCUUGGGAAGGAGGCGAAGAGGUGCCUCCGUAACAUGGAGGACAGCUUGGUGCCACGGGGAGGAUUACCAGGGCUCCGCAGCAGCCCGGCCCCCACCUCGUCUCCGGCCCCCACCUCGUCUCCGGCCUCGGCCCCCCAUCUGUGCCCAACCCUCCCUCAGGCCCAGCUCACUGAGAACCCCUCCCAUCUGCCCCAGCUGCAGCAGGCUAGCGACAGUCCUGUCUCUGGUUCUGCCUGUUCCUUCCCUCUCCACGGUGACUCUGGUCUCCACGGUGACUCUGAUCUCCACGGUGACUCUGUAGAGGAACCCCUGAACCUUCAGAUGUGUCACCAGGUGGCCAACGAGUUGAGGCACGCCAUGAGAAGAGCCGUCACAUUCUACAACAAGGUCUGCUGUAUGACAGACAGCCCAGAGCAGCAGGGCCAGAUGUCGGCCAUUUUAAAAGAGGCCUUUUGUGUGGCGCAGACGGAGCUGGCCUCUGUGUUUCCUUCGGGUCAGAGGUCAGCAGCAGGUCACAGCGCCCCCUGUCCCCUGGAGGACUCUCCAGGUCGCCAGCUGAGAGACGACCGCACCGUGGCUCUAUUAGAGAAAUACUCUGAGAUGCUGCUGUUCAUUGCUGAGAAGAAGAUGGACAGUAGCUAGUUGAUGGGUUUGACUAGAUGGGAUGACCCGCUAAUAUCAGAGGUUACUUUUCGUAGCAGGUUAGGGGAAUUUAGGUUAAGGUUAGGAAAGGUUAUCCCUGGAUGCGACUCGAAUAUGCACGUUUUAACAGACAUGACCCUAGCUGAUGGAGGAUGAGACAAGACGUCCUUACGCGAAGCAAAUAUUAGCUAACCAGAUGUGAGCAAAAAAAUGCAGACGGUUUUCAAUAGCAUCCUGUCCCUUCUAACCAGACUGUUUUCAAUAGCAUCCUGUCCCUUCUAACCAGACUGUUUUCAAUAGCAUCCUGUCCCUUCUAACCAGACUGUUUUCAAUAGCAUCCUGUCCCUUCUAACCAGACUGUUUUCAAUAGCAUCCUGUCACUUCUCACCAGA
Messenger RNA from Oncorhynchus keta (chum salmon), 1043 nucleotides. Its product is annotated as mitogen-activated protein kinase-binding protein 1-like. Lineage: Eukaryota; Metazoa; Chordata; Actinopteri; Salmoniformes; Salmonidae. The record is from RefSeq and is a predicted model, not a curated record. Bases 1 to 651 code for a protein of 216 amino acids. The transcript has 2 exons.